AUGGAGAGCAAUGAACAAUCUUCGAUCUUUAAAUACAUUUUGAUUAUAUCAUUGUGCUUUGUUUUUGUGAUGUAUUGGAAAAGGAGAAUGUCAUCAACUGGUGAAUCAAUAUAGGUAUGGUUAUGAUUAGGCUACUUAAAGGAUAGAAUAUGGAGAAAAAUCGUGUUUGCUUAUUAGGAUAUGUUACACACUUUUGAUUAGGCUGAGAAAGAAUUACUCAAACAUACAUACCAUAAUACUAUCUUCAAUAGCAAGGGUGCUAAUGUCUCAAAUGAUACACGCAAAGAAAGUAAGAAAAAAAGCUCCAAUGUACAGUUCAAUUUGAACAAAAACGAAACUCUAUAUUAUUGAUUUAAAUAAUAUGUAAAGUAACGAAUAGAUGAUGCUCCCACUUCUUACAAGGGACCUGAAUCGAACUUUUCUUUUCACUAAAAAGGCCUCGCCAUACUGCUAGCGUUUAAAAGAAGUAGGUCGUAGACAUUCUAUGCUCUAUUCUACAGAUGAGCGAUUCACCUAAAACAUUAUGCUUUGUUAAGGUGCAACAUUGAAAAUGGAUUUAAAAUCUAGAACUGCAAAACCAAAGCAAAGAAAUUACAAAAAGAUAAAUAGAACAACUAAUUUUGAAAAAGCUAUCAAUGUAGAUAUUUCCCCUUGGGAGAAUUUUUCACCUUGA
Paramecium pentaurelia is the source of this 673-nucleotide messenger RNA. The record is from the annotation of a GenBank genome assembly. NCBI's taxonomy places the organism in Eukaryota, Ciliophora, Oligohymenophorea, Peniculida, Parameciidae.